CCGUGAGCGCAGAGAGAGCUGCGGGCGCCGCGCGGGCUCGGGACCUGCUUCCCCCACCCGGUUGCCGAGGUCGGCGUCGCCGCCGCGGGGUUUCGGGAGGGCCUGCUCGCUGCGUGGCCUUCUCCCGGCCAGCUGUGCGGGCGGCUGGACCAGCAGCAGCAGGGAGGACUUGAGCGCCGGCGGCAGCAGCGACACCAUGGAUCUGUCCUUUAUGGCCGCACAGCUGCCCAUGAUGGGAGGCGCCUUCAUGGACUCGCCCAACGAGGACUUCAGCACCGAGUACUCCCUCUUUAACUCCUCCACCAACGUGCACGCGGCCUCCAACGGCCAAGGUCAGCCAGAGGAGCUGCCAAGGUCCUCCAACGACGCCGUCUUGCUCUGGAUCGCCAUCAUAGCGACGCUGGGUAACAUUGUCGUGGUGGGGGUGGUGUAUGCCUUCACCUUCUGAGCCGCGGGAGCUCCGGGACCGCCCCCCCCACUCCGCGCUGGGCUCACAGCGGGGCACUGUCGCUGUUGGCCUUUGGCUGCACCCGCGUUCUAGAACCAGGAGUUCUGACCAGGUGCGCCGUCUCUCCAAGGGGAGCCACCAUGCGUCUGGGACUUCCCCAAGCGGCCCUGAUUUCAGAUACUCCAGGCUGUGGUCCAGCUGAUCCAGAAAAUAUGGGAGCCUGGCCUUCCCGCCCCCGGAGGCACGCCGGGCCAGAGCCUUCGAGGAGUGGACCAGGGAAUUCUUGAGACUGCAUUCCACGAACAUGAGACCAGAGGGAACAGCCAGUCAGUUUAAAUUACGGACAUGGUUGGAUGAUCCCUUGCUGGCACUAAAUAAUCACUUCUGUGUCUUGCUUUUCUGCCAGCUUACCUGAGGGCCAGGGCAGCCCUCAGAACUUGAGCGUUCCCACCGCAAUCUGGUUUCCCAGUCAGCCCCUCGGAAUACCGGUGGUGGUCACUUGAAGGGUCACAGAACGUUCCUCAUUUGACUUGGAAAUGGCAUCUUUGUUACCAGACACCUGGCCCCUUCUGAAACCCAAGGAUGGCGGAUUCCUGGUGACAUGGAUCUCAGGGGUGGCAGUGAUGGUGGUUUUUAUCUGCUGGAUGGGCUUUCUCUUCUUUGUGAAAAGAGGAGAAGCUGCCUUUAAAAAUGAGAUCUGCCAGGCAGUUAACUCUUUAGAUCACCCACUGAAGACGCUCUUUCCUCUCUGAGAAAUCACGGAAUUUUAGGGAUGAGGUGUGUGUACCUCAUCGACUGGCGGGUGGGAGGGAGAGGGACAUGAUUUGCCUGGGGUCCCAGGGCAGGUAAAGGCAGGGGUCAGAGCAGGAGGGACAUUUCCUGACCAUCAGUUCUGGGCUGCCUCUGCCCCAACAAAGCACUGUCUUGAGUAGAUUCCUGCCUUCUCAGCUGCCCUGGGGAGAAUAUCCAGAGGGUCUCGAAGCUGUGUGCAGGGUGGGCAGGGAGUUAAGACACCCAUGCUGUAAACUUGGUUUGGCUACCAUGCACUCUUGCAGGUGUAAAUGUGUUCUGCCUGAGUCAGUUUCCUUACAAGCUUAGAAGGCAGCGGCUGGGGGGCCGGCAAACCUGGGAGCCCCUCAUCAGGACCAGAGCGCUGUUGGCCUUUGGCUGCACCCACGUGCUGGGGGGAUCAGCAUAGGAAAGGGUUCACUUUUCUUCAUGGCGCAGCGCCCCCCUUCCUGAAACAGCUCUCCCUGUGCCCCCAAGAGUGGGACGAGCUCAGACACGGGCUUGCCCUGCCUACAAGCCAGGAGUGGCUCUCUUCUUGCUUCCUCCCUGCAUCCUACAGAAGAAAAUAGACGGCAUAAAUUCCUCCUCUGUGGUUGAGAAACUUCAAAGACUGGUAAAGAAGCCCUCAUGCAUAUUUGGGGACAAUUGCAAAAAGGCUGAAUUUGUCACUGUGGUCUCAGGAGAAGUGAGUGUUUUUGAUAAGCAAAGGGACAUCUUAAUUGUCCAGAGGCAGCCACUCGUCUGUGGGAGGCUGGCACCGAGCUGCCGUGAUAACAGGAUUAGCAGCCCACGCUCCAGACAGCGCCGGCCGCCAGCUCUUAUUGGCCGCAUCUGUCACUGCCGCCUGGCGUCCAUCCACACGUGCUUCAGUUCAAGCGGAGGUCGUGAGCACACACAGCCGGCGUGACCUUUGCGGAACGGGAGAAGGGCUGUGGUACCUUUUGCCUGGACUCCUUCUGGAAUCGCUGACUGGGCCCUGCUGUCUGGAGGCAGGACCAGCCCGGAGGCGGGGCUGGGUGGUGGCCACGGUGAGCACACCAUUCCAGCUGCUUCUCCAGCAAACUCCUCUCCGUCCAGGCCUGGCAUCUGCCCCGUGAGCAAGGUCUUUCUUAGACACGCGGCUUUAUGAGGGAACCCAAGGGGGGAACUCCAGAGCCAGGGUGGGGAGACAAGGUGUCUUCAUGGGGGCCAUCCAGCCCAAAUACCCUGAUUCUUUGCCUUCUGACCCCCCAUCCCCAGGGAGCCUGCAGCCCUGUAGGAGGCAGGUGGCAGCUCCGCGUUCUCAGAUGGCCUGUGGAGAUGGCUGUGGGAGAGAAGGUUCUGUGUUUCAUAACAGAGGGAGGAGUGGGGAAGAGAGAAAAGGUUGGCUCUUAGGUCUAAGGAGACCUCCAGCCUCCCAGGGCAGCCCUGGUGGGCCCUGUGUUCGCCGGGUAUUUCUGGGCACAGAGGUCUCCCCUUUGAAGGUUUUGUUUUCCCUGACAUGAAAACUGACAUGUUGUCAGUUAAAUUCAACUUUCAAGUCUUUCUUUUCAGUGUCAGGGCCAUAGGUGGUCAAGAGCUUUAAAGAGCUUCUUGUCUAAACGGAGCAUCAUAGAGAUCACAGUGACUUGCCCAGGGUCACCCCAUUUCCAUCUCCUGUUAAUUUUUUUUCCCCCUUCACUCAGAUGACAGCAGGAAUCAGUGCGCAUGUUAGAUUUCUAGCCAGAGUGCACUGCCCUUUCCCUCCUGCUGCACUUGGGGCUCUGUCUUUGAUGUUAAGUAAAGGCCAAGAGAUCUGACAUCAUCGCCUGGGUCUUGUGUCCAAGCCUUGUGCCAGAUUCAUAGGCACAGAUUUAAUCCUUACGGUUCCCUUAGAGCAUCAUUUCUCCAACACACAGAUAAGGGACCAGAAGCUCCGAGGAGUGGAAUAACUUGCCCGAGGCCGCACAGCAGGAAAGUGAGGAUCCGGCUGAACUUGAACCAUCUGGCUUAAAGCCAGGCUCUUUCUGGGACACCAUGCCGCCUUCAGUGGCUGGGUGGCCCCUCCAGGGCACAUUUAAACCAGGCCCUGAGUCUCCAGAGGCCGUUUCCCGAGCUCCCACAUCAUGACGUGGCCUGAGCCGGCUCUGGCUUCUGCAGGUUGAAGUCUCUGACCAUCCUUGGGGUGGGGCAUGCUCAUUGCCCCCUCUCUGCCCAGGCUUUGGGGUUGGUGGUCCCUGUUGCCUGCCCCCCCGCCUUUAAGUUGAACUCAAGUCUCUGCAUGGCCAGAGAAGUUCCCAGAGACCAGCUUUCUCGGGACCCAUGAAGAAGGCCCUGGCCCAGACGCGGAGCCCCACAGAGGGACCCACAUGAGGGGCGAGGCUCACGCAGACAGAAUCGAUGAGCAGAGUCCUGGGAUGGUCUGUGUUGCAGGCUGGGCCCCAGCCCAGACUCAGGUCUCCCGCUGAGGCCCAGGGUCCUCCCGAGCAGCUGCUCCUUUCUCGGAGCCCAGCCUGGGGCUCCCGUUCUGGCUCCUCCCAGGUGGGGCUGGCCCCUGAGCCCACCCUGGCUUGAUGGGUCCGUGCUGAGGAAGGAGGGCUUGCCUCUUUAGGAGCCGCUCCUCAGAGAAGGGGUCCUACCAUUGCUGGAACGCCCCUCCGCGUGCAUUUCCCCUCCGCAAGCCGUGGGUGCCGCACACCUGUGUGUGUUUGCGCUUCACCGCACAGAGCAGCACGUGCUUUAUGAGGCCAUGAGUUGCAGGCCUUGGAGCUUCGGAGGAGAGGCCAGGCCAGGGGACACUUUAGCCGGGCAUGUCCCGAGGGGAUUCCGCCUCCUAUAGGCCUUGGGAGAGUCAACUGCUCUGCCGGCCCCUGCUCUGUCUUUGCUGCCCUUUCCAUGCGAUCAAGGGGCAAAUGAGACUCCCUUGACCCCCCUGUACCCCCCAGAGAAAGAUGCUCAUAUUUCCUUUCAGGGGUCCCCCGGAAUCCGAGGGAGAAAAGCAGGGAGGACAGGCUCGUACCACUGGCCUCGAGAGACAACAGGCCAUUUUCCAGCUUGUGCUGAACGGAAGGACUCGCUGCCCGCCAGCCCACGAGCAUCUGUCGGGAUCCCUCCCUGGAGACUGGAGACACUUGGCUGCCAUCUACACUGCUGGCCGAUUCCUUCCAGACAAAUGGGCCUCUCCUUCUGCAGGAACUUGACCUUCCCUCAUUAUUAGUAGUGAUAUUAUUAACAAUGAUUA
Molecule: messenger RNA, 4436 nt
Organism: Physeter macrocephalus (sperm whale)
Lineage: Eukaryota; Metazoa; Chordata; Mammalia; Artiodactyla; Physeteridae
Gene: C11H14orf132
Product: chromosome 11 C14orf132 homolog
Exons: 2
Coding region: 197-448 (83 amino acids)
Source: RefSeq, a predicted model, not a curated record